This is a messenger RNA of Eublepharis macularius, 3090 nucleotides long. RefSeq names its product ubiquitin specific peptidase 5 (gene USP5). The coding region runs from base 21 to 2588 and encodes 855 amino acids. The transcript has 20 exons. NCBI's taxonomy places the organism in Eukaryota, Metazoa, Chordata, Lepidosauria, Squamata, Eublepharidae. Gene Ontology annotation, biological process: protein deubiquitination. The record is from RefSeq and is a predicted model, not a curated record. Gene Ontology annotation, molecular function: protein binding; zinc ion binding; cysteine-type deubiquitinase activity.
UGUCAGAGAGAGCAGCUGUCAUGGCGGAGGUGAGCGAGGCGUUGCUCUCGGUAUUGCCUUCCAUCAGAGUACCCAAGGCCGGCGACCGUGUCCAUAAGGAUGAGUGUGCCUUCUCCUUCGACACCCCGGAGUCUGAUGGAGGCUUGUACAUUUGCAUGAACACAUUCCUAGGAUUUGGGAAACGGUACGUGGACAAGCAUUAUGAGAAAACAGGCCAGCGCGCCUAUCUCCACCUCAAGAAGACACGCAAAGCGAAAGAAGACGAUGCAAAUUCCAGUGCUGGAGAUCCCCCUCGGAAGAAACCAACCCGGCUAGCUAUUGGAGUUGAAGGUGGAUUUGACAUCCCUGAGGAGAAGUAUGAAUAUGAUGAACAUGUCAAAAUAGUCGUUUUACCUGAGUACUUGGAUAUUCCUCGGGACGGACUGGAGGGUUUGCCAGAUAUGGUCAAGGACCGGGUUUCCAGCGCCAUUGAGGCUAUUCUGACAGCAGACUCUGCCUCCCGGAAGCAGGAAGUGCAGGCUUGGGAUGGGGAGGUUCGGCGCGUGUCUCGGCAUGCUUUCUCACUCCAGCAGCUCCAGAGUGGUGUGCGUAUUCCUCCUUGCGGCUGGAAGUGCACCAAGUGCGACAUGCGCGAGAACCUGUGGCUCAACAUGACGGAUGGCACCAUCUUAUGCGGGCGACGCUACUUUGAUGGCAGCGGGGGCAACAACCAUGCAGUCGAACAUUACCGGGAGACUGGUUACCCCUUGGCCGUGAAGCUGGGAACUAUCACCCCAGAUGGAGCUGAUGUCUAUUCCUAUGACGAGGAUGACAUGGUGCUGGACCCCAAUCUGGCGGAGCAUUUGGCCCACUUUGGAAUUGAUAUGCUGAAAAUGCAGAAGACCGACAAGACAAUGACCGAACUAGAGAUUGAUAUGAACCAGCGGAUUGGUGAGUGGGAGCUGAUCCAGGAAUCCGGGGUGCAGCUCAAACCCCUCUACGGCCCAGGCUACACGGGCAUCCGGAACUUGGGAAACAGCUGCUACCUCAACUCCGUGGUGCAAGUCCUGUUCAGCAUACCCGACUUCCAGCGCAAGUAUGUAGACAAGAUAGAAAAAAUAUUCCGAAAUGCUCCCUCAGAUCCAACGCAGGAUUUCAGCACCCAAGUAGCCAAGCUAGGCCACGGGCUACUCUCCGGGGAAUAUUCCAAGCCAGCUCCCUCCGAUGGGGAACAGCAACCAGACCAGAAGGGAGUUCAGGAUGGCAUUGCACCACGCAUGUUUAAAUCUUUGGUGGGCAAAGGUCAUCCAGAAUUUUCCACCAAUCGGCAGCAAGACGCUCAGGAGUUCUUCCUGCACUUUAUCAACAUGGUGGAGCGGAACUGCCGUAGCUCCGAAAACCCAAACGAGGUCUUCCGCUUCUUGGUGGAGGAAAAGCUGAAGUGCUUGGCCACGGAGAAAGUGAAAUACACCCAGCGAGUCGACUACAUCAUGCAGCUGCCGGUGCCCAUGGAGGCAGCCCUGAAUAAAGAUGAGUUGCUGGAGUACGAAGAGAAGAAGCGACAAGCUGAAGCGGAGAAGCAGCCUCUGCCUGAGCUGGUCCGUGCCAAGGUGCCUUUCAGCUCCUGCCUCGAGGCCUAUGGGACCCCGGAACAAGUGGAUGAUUUUUGGAGCACAGCCUUGCAGGCCAAGUCUGUGGCCCUCAAGACAACCAGGUUUGCCUCCUUCCCAGACUAUCUAGUGAUCCAGAUUAAGAAAUUCACCUUUGGCCUAGACUGGGUCCCUAAAAAGCUUGAUGUCUCCAUCGAAAUGCCGGAGGAGCUGGAUAUCUCCGCGCUGCAAGGGACCGGACUUCAGCCUGAAGAGGAAGAGAUGCCUGACAUAGCGCCCCCGCUGGUGACACCCGAUGAACCCAAAGGUAGCCUGGGUUUCUAUGGCAACGAGGACGACGACUCCUUCUGCUCCCCUCACUUCUCCUCUCCGACAUCUCCGAUGCUGGAUGAGUCGGUGAUCACUCAGCUCGUGGAGAUGGGCUUCCCAAUGGACGCCUGCCGCAAGGCCGUGUACUACACCGGGAACAGCGGGGCUGAGGCAGCGAUGAACUGGGUCAUGUCGCACAUGGACGAUCCAGAUUUCGCAAAUCCUUUGGUGCUUCCUGGAUCCAGUGGGCCAGGCUCCACAGUCGCCUGUCCAGAUCCCCCGUCUGAAGAUAGCAUGGCAACCAUAGUUUCCAUGGGCUUCUCCCGGGAUCAGGCUAUGAAAGCCCUCAGAGCUACGAAUAACAGUCUUGAGCGGGCUGUGGACUGGAUCUUCAGCCACAUUGAUGACCUGGAUGCGGAAGCUGCUAUGGACAUCUCCGAGGGGCGGUCAGCUGCAGAGUCCAUUUCUGAAUCUGUCCCCGUGGGGCCAAAAGUGCGCGAUGGACCUGGGAAAUAUCAGCUCUUUGCCUUCAUCAGCCACAUGGGCACUUCGACUAUGUGCGGCCACUAUGUCUGUCAUAUCAAGAAGGAUGGCAGAUGGGUGAUCUACAACGACCAGAAAGUCUGCGCCUCAGAGAAGCCUCCCAAGGAUCUGGGCUACAUUUAUUUCUACCAGCGGAUUCCCAGCUAGGACCAUCCCCAGCUGGGUGUGGCGCAGGAGCUGGCUGCUGGCAAGAGCAGGGGGGAAGGGCAGUGAAGAAUAUGAAGAAGGAGGGCCAGCUGCCUGCCCUUGGGUGUGAUUCUGCAUGCUGCUGUUGCAACCCCAGGGGCAGGAUUCCUCCCUGCGGAAGCCCAACAUCUGGAGCCCCUUAUGGACAAUGAUGGGCGGGGCGGGGGGUGGGGAUGGAUUUGCAUCUGUGUGAAAGAAAGGAAGUGUGUCUCACUGAAGUAUUCACCUCGGGGGAUAUUUACACACUGCUGUGUUGCUUCUUGAUGUAACUCUGACACUUUGGGUUGGUCAGUUGGGGGAGGGGAGCACUUGUGUAUGUGUGGCUUUAUGUACCAUAUAGGUUGAGCUUUUCCCUCUCCCUGGGAGUUCUGCAGAGAAUAACCUGGGCCAUAAAGUUGCCUCUGUUCUUCAUGUGCUCCUGAUAUGCCAAAAUACAAAAGAUCGAAUAAAAAAAAAAAACCCU